Molecule: messenger RNA, 2976 nt
Organism: Suillus plorans
Lineage: Eukaryota; Fungi; Basidiomycota; Agaricomycetes; Boletales; Suillaceae
Exons: 8
Coding region: 1-2976 (991 amino acids)
Source: RefSeq, a predicted model, not a curated record
AUGACCAAACGCGCCCGAUGCAAUGAUGACGAAUCUGCCUCGAAGCGACUCAGGAUCGAAGAAGGCAAUCAGACAUCACCGGCACUAUGCGAUAAAUAUGCAUGGGGAGUCCUUCGGCAAUUCCUCACCACAGAUAUGACGAUGCCUGAAAUGGAUGAUGCCCUCACAUCGUACCUGGGCGAUAGAUACUUCGCCGACGACUGGGUGGAACCCCGACGUGUGUUGUUCUCUGGUGAAGGAGACGACGCCGAAUCCUUGGCCAACCUCGACCGACUUAUGGCCAUGCACGUGCCCCCUGAUCCCCCCUCUCCUACAUCAAAUGACACUUCCGUAUCCAUGUCUACAUCGAGGACAGACGGCUGCUUGUCAAGUUCACGCAGAAAGCGAUCCCGUGUGCCUAAAUCUAUUCACAAUCCAUAUAUCGUCAUCGAAGCUUCUGAAGACGAGGACGAGGAUGACGAAGGUGGUGACUUUGAACGGUCGCAGAUAGCUAUACACGUAUCAGGACCAUCGGCGAAAGAGAGGUUGGCCAAAAGAUUCGAUGACUUGGCCAGUAAGUUCGAAGAGAAUUCUAGUCACUCGUCGCAAGGUCGCCGUGCUCUCACUUCCAAAGCGGCCUCGAUCCCAUCAUCCUUAACUAACGUUUUGGCACCCGAAAACAAGAUGUAUUUGCUUGACAUUCAAAGAACUGCUACAGAAUACAUUGCCGAACACCUUCGGAGCCAAAAGUUUUCCGUUACCUUAUCGACUUGGGUAGCAGGGCAACUUUAUGUAGUCGCAGAUAGCCCCAAAAUGAUCUGUGAAGCACUGCCUACCUCACACAGUCUCGCCGUGAAGCAAUGUCUUCGCAUCACGGAGGCAGAACAUGAAGCCGUCGAAGGUUCACUGUUCCGAUCUCUUGCCCCUGCUUGGGUGAGGAUCAGGCACGGCCCACACAGGGGCUACAUAGGCAAAGUAGAGUGCCAGACAGAGAGUUCCGUCAAGGUCUUGGUUCCUCCAUUGCGCUUCCCCUAUUCAAUGCCUCGGGGAACUCGAGCGCUGCUCGAUCGAUCUCGUCUUCCGACCAAUAAGGCUGUUUCUGACAUCAUUCGUGAUGGCAAAGUAGUAGGAUGGAUAUACGAAGAACAAAGCUACUACAUGGGUCUCUUACUGAAAGACUUCCACCGCGAUAACCUCGAACUUCUUGCCUCCCCUCACAUCGACGACAUUCGACUCCAUCUCGAAUCCGGAUGGGACAAACCGUUUCUGAAGAACACCGUGGUCUUGUUUUCGAUGCAAUUUUUGCGCAUGGGCGACUGGGCCAGGGUCAUUGAAGGCCCUCUCCGUGGAGAGUCAGGUCAGGUUAUCUCGAUGGACCAUACAGUUGGUUCCGCGAGCCUGGAUUUUGCGUUUGAUGGAUGUCCAGAACAAAUAGAGGUUCGUUUCGAAGGCAUCGAACGAGUAUUUCGGGUCGGCGACACCGUCAAAGUUGUAGCUGGUCCGUAUUUGGGAUUAGAAGGGCACAUCAUUCAAAUGCGGGAGGAAACAGUUGACAUCUGUCAAAAUAUCACCAACGAGCAGGUGGAAGUUUCUAAGUACUACUUGGAUCGGCGUCCCUUGGAUCACAUCAUGCACCCGCAGCUACCAAUGCAUCAAUAUCUCGAGCCUCCCCCCGAGUCCGACUCCAUCGAGAUUGGGGACCACAUAGAAGUGCUGAAUGGCAAGCACAUGGGGAAACGCGGCGUUGUGGACUGGUAUUGCAAGGGAUCGACUAAUCUGUGGUUCCGGGAUAUCCUCACGGAAGAUAGCAGAGAGUCCAGCUCCGGACUCGGCAUUAUUUCAGUUCCAGUAACAACGGUUCAACGAAUGAGCCUCACCCACACUAUUCAGUACACAAAGGACAAGGGUUAUGAUGUGAGGCCUGGAGACGUUGUGACUGUUGCCCGUGGACCGGAGUAUCAGGCGAAAGGGGUUGUGCACAGCGUUGAUAUUCCAAACGCUAGUUUGACCAUACUAUGUAGUGGUGACCAAUCGCUUCUCUGCGUCCCAAUCAGAUUUGUGACCAAGAUACGCAACGCCUUCUUGGAUUUGUUCCGGAAUGAUAUCGGCCAUGAAGUUUUCGUUAUUAGCGGCAAUCGGAAAGGCUAUCGAGCCACGCUUUACUCUCUUUCCUUUGAGACCUGCACCGUUGCUGUGCAUGGGCAGCAGCGGAUUAAACUCAAACUUAAUGAAGUCGCCACCAGGUAUGGAAUGAGACUCAACGGUGCGAUGCUCGAAGGCCCAGAGUUAGCCUCAUUCUGUGAAAUGAGGAGGCGAUCAUACUUGGCACCGCCGCCUCGAUCCACUACCCCACCCGUCGAACAAGAAAAAAAUCCUUCCAGCUCGUUGGUCUCUCUCGCAGGUCCCAGUCCAUCACCAUCCAAUGAAUGGUCUAACUGGUCCGCGAGCUCUGAGGUUGAUAAGAUAUAUGACUCUACGUCGAGUGUCAAUCCCACCUCGUCAACACAUGACCCCUGGGCCGUCGAUGCCCAGGACACCGAAGCGGAGAACUCCCCGGACAGUGGCCCACUGCCGUGGUUGAUGUCGAAAGAAUUUUCAUCGAAAUUCUUCACACACCAUGUACUGUUGAAGGUGUCGCCAAACUUCCUCCACGGUAGGCUAUACAAACGGUUUGUAUCGACGGCUUGUCCCGACCCAUUCUGCGGUGAGAAUGGACCCGCACCUGAGGGUCACGUCGCCGUAUUCUGCACAUCCAAUAGCGCAGGCGCUGCAAUCGAACAUUAUCACAUCCCCGCCAGCGAUCUGAGCCCGGCUCAUCCACGGAAAAAAAAUCAACAGUGUCUUGUUCUGGGUGGGGUUCAUCGUGGAGCUCUAGGGACUAUUGUGAAUUGUUGGACCAAGAAAAAGGCUGUUGACCUUAGGAUUAGUGCGACUGUUACCAUAAAUGUGGGUUUCGAUCAGUUGUGUCUGGUGGAACCUGCAAAACAUAUGAAGUGA